Molecule: messenger RNA, 2009 nt
Organism: Phoenix dactylifera (date palm)
Lineage: Eukaryota; Viridiplantae; Streptophyta; Magnoliopsida; Arecales; Arecaceae
Product: GABA transporter 1-like
Source: RefSeq, a predicted model, not a curated record
GCGACGUCUUCCCACCGCCGGAGACUCUUCUACUCUGGGAAUCGGAAGCGGAGAGAUUCUCCCAUAUUCGUCCCCUCUCCCAAAAAUAAAUGGUUCUCUCCACUUCUUCGGAGUCCUCCUCAUCGCCCUCGCCAUCUUAGAGAGUGCGUGGGAGAUGAGAACGAGCGCCUCCGACGGGGUCGAGGAGGAGGAGCAGCAGGUGAUCUCUGAAGGAGGAGGGAGAGGUACGUGGAAGCACGCGGCGUUCCACGUGGCGACCACCAUCGCCACGCCGGCGGCCUAUGCUCCCUUGCCCUUUGCUCUCGCCUCACUUGGCUGGCCUCUUGGUGUUUGCAGUUUGGUUGGUGGAACGCUCACGACAUGGUAUUCCAGUUUGUUAAUUGCUUCAUUAUGGGAAUGGAAUGGAAAGAAGCACACUACUUAUCGUCUACUUGCAAAGAGUAUAUAUGGAUCCUGGGGUUAUUGGUUUGUGACACUCUUUCAACAAGUGGCUUCUUUGGGCAAUAACAUUGCUAUCCAUAUUGCUGCUGGAAGCAGUCUUAAGGCAGUGUUUAAGUAUUAUCAUAGGGAUGGUACUUUAACAUUACAGGAUUUCAUUGUUUUCUUCGGGGUCUUUGAGCUGCUUUUAUCACAACUCCCAGAUAUUCACUCACUGCGGUGGGUAAAUGCCUUGUGCACGUUUAGUACCAUAGGCUUUGCUGGAACAACCAUUGGUGUGACCAUAUACAAUGGAGAAAAGAUUGACAGGAAGUCAAUCAACUACACAUUGCAAGGGAGCACUUCCUCUAAAAUUUUCAAAGCUUUUAAUGCUCUAGGUGCGAUUGCUUUCUCAUUUGGAGAUGCCAUGCUUCCAGAAAUACAGAAUACUGUAAAGGAACCUGCAAAGAGGAACAUGUACAAAGGUGUAUCAGCUGCAUAUGGAAUUAUUGUUUUGACCUACUGGCAACUGGCUUUCACUGGAUAUUGGGCAUUUGGUUCCCAAGUUCAGCCCUACAUCUUGUCCUCCCUCACCAUUCCAGGAUGGACAAUCGUCAUGGCAAAUAUAUUUGCUGUUAUUCAAAUAUCAGGAUGCUUUCAGAUAUACUGCAGGCCAACGUAUGCAUACUUUGAAGAACAAGUUCUGUCUAAAAAUACAACUUAUGGCAUGCGCAUCCAAAAUGCUCUAUGGAGACUUGCUCUCACCUCCAUCUAUAUGGCUUUGAUUACUCUAACUGCUGCUGCCAUGCCGUUCUUUGGAGACUUUGUUUCCAUUUGUGGAGCUAUUGGGUUCACCCCUCUAGAUUUUGUGUUCCCAGCUUUAGCUUUUCUAAAAUCUGGAAGAAUGCCCAAGAACAGCAGACUGAAACUUCUGGUGCAGAUAUUUAACCUUGCCAUUGCUAUUUGGUUCUCGUUUGUUGCAAUACUGGGUUGCAUAGGUGCUGUUAGGUUCAUUGCUCUUGACAUCAAGACAUACAAGUUCUUCCAUGACAUGUGAUCUUAUAUUUUAGCUCAGCCGUAUCCCUGUCAUCAGGGUAUCGAUUAGCUUUCUGGAUUCUGGGCUUAAGCCUGCAGGUAUAGAUUGAGUUGCAAAACAUUUAACGUAUACCUGUAACUUGUAAAAUAUUAAAAAAAAAAAACAUCUUGAAACACCUGCAAACUAUAGCCCUGUAAGUAUCUUAAGGACACAUCACUUGCAUUAUAUCAAACAUUUCCAUAUUAUCUUGCCUAUAGGUACUUGAUAUAGUCAAGUGUUGCAGAUUACGCUGUUAGACUGAACAGCAGUGAGUUGGAUACAGUCAAAUUGACUCCAGAGUCCAGACCAUUCAUGGAAGUGUUUGAUCUACCGAAGCUUGUUUGACAAAUUCAGGAAUCCAAUUUAAAUCUUAAUAUUUCUAUUAUGUAAAUUUUUUGAGAUAAUUGUAUUAUGUAAAUUUUUUUCAGAUAAUUGUACACGACCAUCUUGUUUAAUGAGGCUGUGGAUUGUGAAGAUAUACAUAAACAAAUGAUUAUAUGAAAUCUCUUUACUUUCA